CCCUUACUGACUGGAUCCCAGGGUCUUGAACGUCUCCCAUACUCUCAGGCGGUUGGAAAGGGCGGUCCAUUCCUCUGUGUUGAUCCACCCGGCAACUCCUUGGAAAAGGAAAGAGCGGUUGUGCGAUCAGAUCGAUCUAAGAUGGCGACUGUGGAACCGGAAACCACCCCUACUCCUAAUCCCCCACCUACAGAAGAAGAGAAAACAGAAUCUAAUCAGGAGGUUGCUAACCCAGAGCACUAUAUUAAACAUCCUUUACAGAACAGAUGGGCACUCUGGUUUUUUAAAAAUGAUAAAAGCAAAACUUGGCAAGCAAACCUUCGGCUGAUCUCUAAGUUUGAUACUGUUGAAGACUUUUGGGCUCUGUACAACCAUAUCCAGUUGUCUAGUAAUUUAAUGCCUGGCUGUGACUACUCACUUUUUAAGGAUGGUAUUGAGCCUAUGUGGGAAGAUGAGAAAAACAAACGAGGAGGACGAUGGCUCAUUACAUUGAACAAACAGCAGAGACGAAGUGACCUCGAUCGCUUUUGGCUAGAGACACUGCUGUGCCUUAUUGGAGAGUCUUUUGAUGACUACAGUGAUGAUGUAUGUGGAGCUGUGGUUAAUGUUAGAGCUAAAGGUGAUAAAAUAGCAAUAUGGACUACUGAAUGUGAAAACAGAGAAGCAGUUACACAUAUAGGGAGGGUAUACAAGGAAAGGUUAGGACUUCCUCCAAAGAUAGUGAUUGGUUAUCAGUCCCAUGCAGACACAGCUACUAAGAGCGGCUCCACCACUAAAAAUAGGUUUGUUGUUUAAGAAGACACCUUCUGAGUAUUCUCAUAGGAGACUGCGUCAAGCAAUCGAGAUUUGGGAGCUGAACCAAAGCCUCUUCAAAAGCAGAGUGGACUGCAUUUAAAUUUGAUUUCCAUCUAAAUGUUGCUAAGAUAUAAGAGAAGUCUCAUUCGCCUUUGUCUUGUACUUCUGUGUUCAUAUAUUUUUUUUUUUUAAUUUUGGCUAGAGUGUCCACUAUCCCAAUCAAAGAAUUACAGUACACAUCGUCCCCAGAAUCCAUAAAUGUGUUCCUGGCCCACUCUGUAAUAGCUUAAAAGAAUUAACGAUUACAAACACAUUUGACCCAUCUACAAUAUUAAAGAAAAGAAUUUGCAUUUCUAUACCUUACAAGAGAACGAUUCUGUUUAUGUUCCAUUGUAUGCAGGAGCAUAUUUUGCUGGUUUGAAAGAGUAUGAUGCAUACAGUUUUCUAACAAUUUUCUUUGUUUCUUUUUUACAGCAUUGUCUGUGCUGUACUCUUGCUGAUGGCUGCUAGAUUUUAAUUUAUUUGUUUCCCUACUUGAUAACAUUAGUGAUUCUGAUUUCAGUUUUUCAUUUGUUUUGCUUUUGUUUUUUUCCUCAUGUAACAUUGGUGAAGGAUCCAGGAAUAUGACACAAAGGUGGAAUAAACAUUAAUUUUGUGCAUUCUUUGGUAAUUUUUUUGUUUUUUUGUAACUACAAAGCUUUGCUACAAAUUUAUGCAUUUCAUUCAAAUCAGUGAUCUAUGUUUGUGUGAUUUCCUAAACAUAAUUGUGGAUUAUAAAAAAUGUAACAUCAUAAUUACAUUCCUAAUUAGAAUUAGUAUGUCUGUUUUUGUAUCUUUAUGCUGUAUUUUAACACUUUGUUAUACUUAGGUUAUUUUGCUUUGGUUAAAAAAUGGCUCAAGUAGAAAAGCGGUCCCAUUCAUAUUAAGACAGUGUACAAAACUGUAAAUAAAAUGUGUACAGUGAAUUGUCUUUUAGACAACUAGAUUUGUCCUUCCUUUUAUUUCUCCAUCUCUGUAGAAGGAAUUUGUACUUCUUAUUGCAAGGCAGUCUCUAUGGUGUCUUCUCUUGUAGUGUCUUCCAUGUGAAUAGCGUAAGUUUGGAGCAUUAGUUUGAUUAUUACGUUUAUUUUAAUUUAUAAUAAAUUGAAUAGGUAGCAUCAUAUAUGGAAUUAAAUUGAUGUGGCUAUCUUUUUUUUUUUUUAAUAAAGUAAGAGGCACAGUCCUUCAGUCUUAGGUAAAUAAUGUGCUCUUAAUAUGUUAAAACUCAUGAGAAUUGCGACCUUGGUGCAUCACCAUUUGAUUGGUAGGAAUAACAGUUGUAAAACUUGGUUGCUGAAUUGAGACGUUAUUUUUCAAGUGUCCAAAUGACACCACAGGGAAAGAGUUACAGGUGGUGGGGGGCGUAUGCAUUAAGAAUUUUGUUAGUGUUGCUGUCUAAAUAGAAUUAGAAUAAACAGGUUAUGAAUGCUUGUAUUUAUAAUGAUGAAUUGGUGUAGUAUAGAUUUAUGUAAACUUGAAAACUUGAUCUACUCUUUAUAGGCAUCAUUUGAAAGCAAAUUUGAAAACAGUUUGUUUAUAAUUAUUGUAUAUUUCAGAUCCCGUAAAAUGAAAUAAGGCUAUAAUUAUAGACAAAAGGGUAAGUUGAACUGUAGGUAGAAUGAGAACCAUUAAUUGAGAGGAAAUUUCAUCUUUAGAUGGUGAUUAUGAAUUAAUCAUUUUAAAGCUGCUAAGUUUGACAAAAAUCCUAUAUAAAAUAAACAUGAAAUUAAUAGUAUUGAUUUUAUUGAGGAAUUUAAAACAGCUUAAAGUGUACCACAAGCUACCAUCUGAGUACUCGCAAUACCACAAACACCCUUUGUUCAGUAUUCUAGAAAUAACUGAGUCUUUUGUGUUUAUAAUCUGAAUAUACUGUACCUAGUAAUAUCUGUUGUUUAAGGUUGGGUGAUUGUUUAAGGUGAUUUAUUGUCUUUGUUGAUAUACGUAGUUGUGAGCACUUCAAGAGUUUGCUUAAAAGUGACCGUGGAGGUGGUAGUGUGUGGGCAAUGGGUGGCAUUGGAGGAAUAUAUCUAUUAGAAAUUAAUGCUUAAUUUCCUUAAUUCUAGGAUGCAGUCCAUUUUAAGAAGUACCAGCUUUGGCGGGUAGAGGAGGAAUAGUGCAUUAAAUGUACACAGUUCUAAAUUUUUAAAAAUCCUAAUUUAUAGCAUUUGAUUGUUCUCAUUAUUACCAUCUGAGAGUCACAUUCGGUUUUAAGUCUUUUUCCCAGUAUGGGUGGGGAGGAAUGAUUCUGAGUCACUUUUGGCAAAUGCCACUUAAGUACCACAAUGACUUGCAAAUUUCCUAACUUUAUUAGUGUCUUUUCUAAAUAUAAGAUUAGAUUGUACAUGAUUUUCUAAGUUACUUUUCCCUCUCUAACAGGAUAUUAUAAAUAAAUAUAUUUUCAUAGUAGAUUAUUAAAAUCAUCUUUAAUGGGUAAAUAGUAGUUCAUUGUAGGGAUGUGCCAUAUUUCAUUUAACCAAUUUUGUUAAUAAUUCCAGUUCUACAGAAGGAUUUGAGGCAUACUAUGUAAGAAUCAAAAAGUUAAAAUCCUUACUUAGUACUUACGUGCCAGGCAGUGUUCUAAGCACUUCACACGCACUUUAACCUGCACAAUAAUCCUUUGAUGUAGGUGCUGUUAUCCCCCUUUUACAGAUGAUGAAACAAGCAGUGAGGAUUUAAGUCGCUCAGUAUGGAUUUUGAAUCCUGGAAAUUUGGUUUUGGAGAUCCUGUAAAGCACAUUAUACAGUCUCAGUGAUAUAGAGCCUCUACCUGAUGGGCUAUAGUAAAUUGCAGCGGAUUGUAGUAAGUUUAUAGGUCAGGACAUUUUAAAUUUUACUUCCUUUGGUAAUGAAAUGUAUAAUAGAUGGAGUGUCCCCCGAGGCCACUCUGUUCGCAGUCAGCUAAACUAAUCAUUUGGGGUUUUUUGAGAACAUGGAGACAAAGGUACAGGAGUUUAGAGGUGCAUAGAUUAAGUGAAUAUUUUCGUAUACAGUUUUAAGUGUCUAUAUCCUGUAUCUUCUAAGCUAAAUGGCAAAAUAAAGCAAAGUUUUCAAGUUGAGCUGAGAUUCUUAAAUGCUGAAGUUUGCAUUCAAAAGUACAAUUUUAAUUUACUAAGGCAGUGUGAUAAUGUGAUGUUUUACAUUUUAAAAUUAAAACAAGUUAAUGACAA
Delphinapterus leucas (beluga whale) is the source of this 4000-nucleotide messenger RNA. NCBI's taxonomy places the organism in Eukaryota, Metazoa, Chordata, Mammalia, Artiodactyla, Monodontidae. The record is from RefSeq and is a predicted model, not a curated record.